This is a messenger RNA of Triplophysa rosa, 3059 nucleotides long. RefSeq names its product protein NYNRIN-like. NCBI's taxonomy places the organism in Eukaryota, Metazoa, Chordata, Actinopteri, Cypriniformes, Nemacheilidae. The coding region runs from base 95 to 3043 and encodes 982 amino acids. Gene Ontology annotation, molecular function: RNA-DNA hybrid ribonuclease activity; nucleic acid binding. The transcript has a single exon. The record is from RefSeq and is a predicted model, not a curated record. Gene Ontology annotation, biological process: DNA integration.
UUUCAGCAUAAAAACCAAUUCACCCAUUUGGGUCCCACAGUAUCAUAACAAACCAGAGGCAGAACAAGGUGUAGCCACCACUGUCGCUGGACUAAUGGAAAGGGGAGUUAUAACACCCUAUAUUUCAGAUUGGAACACACCAAUUUUUCCUGUGCCAAAACCAGGAACUAACAAGUACAGAUUGGUACAUGAUCUAAGAAAUAUCAAUUCCAUUGUGGCAACACCCACAAUGACUGUGCCAAACCCAUAUAUUUCAUUAUCUACCUUGACACCAGCACAUCAAUGGUUCACAUGCAUUGAUUUGGCAAAUGCAUUCUUUUGUAUUCCAAUUGCAGAAGAGUGCAAAGCAUGUUUGGCUUUUACAUACAGGGGGUGCCAGUAUUCCUAUAACAGAUUACCUCAGGGAUUUAUUCUAUCCCCAGGAAUUUUUAAUCAUGUUUUGAAACAACAGCUACAGGACUGUAGCUUACCUGAAAACUGUGUCAUGAUCAUGUAUGUUGAUGACCUAUUGCUGGCUGCCACAACAGAAAAGGCAUGCUUGGAAGCCACCAGACUUGUGUUACUUCAGUUGCAUAAGUCUGGGUUUAAGGUAAGCAAGGACAAACUGCAGGUUUGCAGACCUUGUGUUACAUUUUUGGGUCGACUGAUCACGGCACAGGGUUCAACUUUGACAGGAACACAAAGACAGGGUAUACUGAGCCAUCCCAAGCCAACCACAGUGAAAGACAUGUUGUCAUUUCUAGGUUUGACAGGAUUCAGUAGACAUUACAUUCCCAUGUAUGUUUCACUAACCUUGCCUUUAAGACAAUUGAUCAAGGAACAUGGCAUGAAAAAUCUGAAAGCAGAACUUCAGUGGACACCAGAGGCUGAACGGACGUUCAUUGACCUUAAGACACAAUUAGCUCAUGCAGUGCACCUGAGCUGUGCUAAUUAUGAGUUACCAUUUUUCCUGGAUACCUCUGAGUCAGGAUCCAGUGCACACGGUGUCCUAUUCCAAAAAGACCAGGGUAGGAGAAAAGUUCUGAUGUAUGCCAGUGUACUUUUAGACUGUGUGGAGCAGAGACAACCUCUUUGUUCUAGGUUCGCAGCAGGCCUGGCUAAGGUAGUACACAAGACUUCACACAUUGUUAUGGGUCAUCCAUUAACAAUCCUGACAACACAUUCAAUCAUGUCUUUUGUAAAUUCAUCAUCAUUCACGUUUUCUCCUUUGCGACAAAGACGCAUUGCCAAGAUUCUGACCAGUCCAAAUCUAACAUACACACAUGAAGGCAUAAACAUGGCUGAUCUGAUGACUGAAGGCCAACCACAUGAUUGUGCACCCAUCACUGAGAAAGCAUCUAAAAUCAGGGAAGAUUUGUCAGCUGUUCCAUUGACUAGCCCACCACCAGUUAGAACACUUUUCACAGAUGGUUGUUGUUUCAGAGCAGAAGAUGGUAGCCUGAAAGCAGCAUAUGCAGUAGUGGAACAGGUAGGGAGUUCAUUAGUGACCAGAGAAUCUGAAUUGUUGACAGGAAAACAGUCAGCACAGAGAGCAGAGAUGAUUGCAGUAACCAGAGCCUUGUACUAUGCUGGUGAGACCCGUGUGAACAUAUAUUCCGAUUCAGCAUAUGUUGUAACAGCUGUCCACGUGGAAAUGCCCUUAUGGCAAAGAUGUGGGUUCACCACAUCUACAGGUCGACCAAUUACGCAUGCAUGUGAAGCCAGAGACCUUUUAGAGGCUCUGAUGAUACCCAAAGAGGUAGCAGUAAUUAAAUGUCCAGGACAUUCCAAAAAUGAUUCCCAUAUCACUGAUGGAAACAAUGCAGCUGAUCUAGCUGCCAAAACUGCGGCUGGCUAUGUUGCCAAUCAGCAGGUGGUGAGAUCAGACGGAGCUUGUACUGAUCUUUUGCCAAGAUUCACUAGAGAAUAUCUGAUAAAAGAACAACAGAAAUCUGCCCCUGAAGAACAAUCAGUUUGGUCACAGCAUGGAGGCAUCUGUGCUAGUGAUGGUCUAUGGCAAGCGCCAGACGGACGUCCGGCAUUGCCUGUGUCACUGUCCGGCUCAAUGUUAACUCAAGCUCAUGGUCUCAGCCAUGUCAAUGAUAAACAAAUGAUGAGAGUUCUUGAACAUUGGUGGCAUCCAUUUUUGCAAUCAAUGGUGUCAGGUCACGUGACAAGUUGUUCUAUCUGUCAGGAACAUAAUGUGAAACCCAGUAUCAAACCAAAGAAAGGUUCAUUUCCUUUGACAUCAGGCCCAGGGGAGGAAAUUGUGAUUGAUUUCACAGACAUGAUCACAAAAGUACAUGGUAAACGCUAUGUUUUGGUGAUUGUUGAUUAUUUCACUGGUUGGCCUGAAGCAUAUCCUGUCGGCCGAGAGGACAGUACGGCCGUGAUAAAGUGUCUAAUCAACCAUUACAUUCCACAUUAUGGGUUCCCCAGACGUGUCAGAUCGGAUAACGGCACUCACUUUAAAAAUGACCAUUUGAGAGUUGUUGAACAGGCCCUAGGCCUCACGCAUGCGUACGGAGCAGUCCAUCAUCCGGAAAGCCAAGGUAAGGUUGAGAGGUUGAACUUAACGUUAAAACUAAAAUUGGCAAAAAUCUGUGCACAGACAAAAUUGAACUGGCUAUCUGCAUUGCCAAUUGCUCUAAUGUCUAUCCGUUCUUCUGUUAACAGGAUCUCAGGCUUUACACCCUUUGAAUUGCUUACAGGUCGUCAAUUUCCAGGUCCCAGUACGGCGUUGAGAGAAGACACCGUGCAACCAUUGUCUCAUACUGUGUAUUUUGAUAAACUAACAGCUCUGAUUCGAACCUUUUCCCAUCAGGUGACUCCUGUACCAGUGCAACCUGAGGAACUGCCAUUACCAGUCACAACAGACUGGGUCAGGAUCAGAAAAUUCCGCAGAAAGUGGAAUGAACCACGGUGGUCUCAACCUAUACGUGUGACAGCUCGCACCUCACAUUGUGUGCAACUCCAAGGCAAAGGAGACACUUGGUUCCAUUUAACAUCCUGUGUAGCUUGUGACCCCCUUCUAGGUCUCUUGCUGACACUGGUUUGGACCUGAGGACUCAGGUCCAAGA